UUAAUACGGUCGCAUUUAUUUUAAGGCAACAAGUUGCAAAUUGCAGAUAUUCCACAAACGAGUAUUCGUAUAGCCACCUAUUAAUAAUCAUAAAAAGAAAUAACAAAAUUAAAUUAAAUUUCUAUUAAAAUGAGUUGCCCCUACUCUUCUACUCUAAAUGGAUCGGAACAUGAUGAUAACGCGAUGCCUCUCAGUACAGAGGUGGGUAAAAUUUAUGGCGAAUACCUGAUGUUGGAUAAACUUUUAGAUGCCCAAUGCAUGCUCUCAAAAGAAGAUAAACGUCCUGUCCAUGACGAACAUUUGUUCAUAAUCACCCAUCAAGCUUAUGAACUGUGGUUUAAACAGAUUAUUUUCGAACUGGACUCCAUACGUGAAAUGUUAAAUGAUGAAGUUAUUGAGGAGACAAAAACCUUGGAAAUUCUUAAACGUCUCAAUCGCAUCGUACUCAUAUUGAAGUUACUUGUCGAUCAAGUACCAAUUUUGGAAACAAUGACACCUUUGGAUUUCAUGGAUUUUCGUAAUUAUUUAGCACCUGCAUCAGGUUUUCAAAGUUUACAAUUUCGUUUGAUUGAAAAUAAAUUGGGUGUGAAGACCGAACAUCGCGUCAAAUACAAUCAAAAGUAUUCAGAAGCGUUCGGUUGUGACAAUUCGGCCAUAAAUGCAAUAGUACAAUCGGAAAUGGAGCCUUCUCUUUUGGAAUUAAUAGAGAAGUGGCUGGAGCGAACACCGGGUUUGGAGGAGAAUGGUUUUAAUUUUUGGCACAAAUUUCAAGUCAGUGUCGACAGUUUUCUGGCUGAACAAGUUAAAAGUGCUGAGAUGGAGACAGUUGAAACAGCUAAAAAUUAUCGUUUAAUGGAUAUUGAAAAGAGGCGUGAGGUUUAUCGCAGCAUUUUCGAUCCAGCUGUCCAUGAUGCGUUAGUGUCUCGCGGUGAUCGCCGUUUUAGUCACAGAGCUUUGCAAGGAGCUAUUAUGAUUACAUUCUACCGCGAUGAGCCGCGUUUCAGUCAGCCCCAUCAGUUAUUAACUCUCUUGAUGGAUAUUGAUUCUUUGAUCACAAAAUGGCGUUAUAAUCAUGUCAUAAUGGUACAACGUAUGAUUGGCUCCCAACAAUUGGGCACUGGCGGUUCUUCUGGCUAUCAAUAUUUACGUUCUACUUUGAGUGAUCGCUAUAAAGUGUUUUUGGACUUAUUCAAUUUAUCAACCUUCUUGAUACCACGUGAAGCCAUUCCUCCUCUGGAUGAAACUAUGAGAAAAGAAUUGAUUAAUUAAAUUUAGUUUGCUUUAUACUAUUUUUCCUAUGUUUGUUUAUAAUUUUGGUAACUUAAAUAAAUUUUACUUGAUGUGGAAUUUACAAAAAA
This is a messenger RNA of Calliphora vicina (urban bluebottle blowfly), 1358 nucleotides long. It is a transcript of the gene vermilion, whose product is annotated as Tryptophan 2,3-dioxygenase vermilion. NCBI's taxonomy places the organism in Eukaryota, Metazoa, Arthropoda, Insecta, Diptera, Calliphoridae. The transcript has 7 exons. The record is from RefSeq and is a predicted model, not a curated record. Gene Ontology annotation, molecular function: L-tryptophan 2,3-dioxygenase activity; metal ion binding; heme binding. The coding region runs from base 130 to 1269 and encodes 379 amino acids.